AUGAGUAUUGUUGGCGGCGAAAAGAGUGAUGGUGAGGAUAGCAGCAGUAACUUUAGCAGCAGCAACAACAGCAGUUGGAGCAGUGCGUUGGAAAUAUCCGAUAGUGAGAUCGAAUUCGACGUUCCAGCACAAGUGGCCACUCAUCCAACACCAGUUCCCUCAGUGAAAUCCAAAAUCAAAUCCAAACCGUCGGUGCAUCCAUCUCAAAAGCGAACUGUAGCUGGGACUCCUUCUUUGCGGCAACACAACCAAUCGUUACGUCAUCGAAGCGCCUCUCCAAACAAGAGGCCUACUCGAAUAAUAAAGGCAUCAACAGGAGGAACUAGAGGACGAGCUAGUGUGAGAAGUGUAUCUCCUACAAUAAUACAAACAAGUAGGGGUCCACGAAAAUCAGUACGAGUGCAACAACGGCCACAGAGUCCAACUAAGAAACCAAACAGACAGUCACCUCCUCGAACAAGCUCCGUGACACCCAUUCAUUAUCCACCACGCAUCAGAGAGGUGCCGCCAUCAAAGACAAGAAAGACGAGCCACUCUCCCAAACGUUCCAAGCGAAUCUCGGCUGGAGUCGGUCUGGCUUUGACUCCCAAGAUCACACGGAAAGGUUCCCAUGAGCAAAAGCGCAGUAUCUCUCCCGAGCCUCCUAUCCGUUCCAAGAGCGACGAAAUAUCACCACCAGUGUUACCAAAGAAAGCAAAACACCUUCGUAACAGAUCCAUGCCAUUGGAAUUAUUGUCCCAUGACGAAAUUGUGGUGGAAACUGUCAAUGAUGACGAAGAAACAGUGAAAGUGCUGUCCAGACGACGGUCACGGAGCUUGGACAGGGAACCAUCGGCAAUGACACUUUUCCCAGCCCAAAUUUUACAAAUGCCCAAAAGAAGCAGUACUGGCUCCAAAGCUGUCAAACCUCCAAUAACACCACUGCCAUCGAGAGCCAACAAGAAAUCUGUCAAAUCAAAGAAGAAAAGUCCGUCUCUCAAACCUGCCACAAGUACCAAGAGCGAUGACUUGUCCCCCAAGAGAAUACCAUUGCAUACACGGGCAAAAUCCAUGCCAGAGGAGUUGCUCACACCGGACGAAAUGGUAGAAACCGUCGAUAGCGAUGGCGACGAAACGAAUGUACAGGGGCCACCCAGACUGAGGUCCCGGAGUUUGGAAAGGGAACCUUCCGCGAUGACUUUGUUUCCAGCUCAAUUUUCACAACAACAGCAAGCGAUGGCACCGAAGAGAAGUAGCAUGGGAUCUCCUGCCCAAGCUUCCAACAAAGCAACGUCAAAGCUGAAUAUGAAACCGAAUUCCAAGACAGCUAACACACGGUCUCGAUCAACCUCACCUGCCUUACGACGGCAGCGUACUCUUUCUGGUAAGCCAAAGAAGAAACAAUUAUUCAGAGAGCGCCCCAAGCCAAGCAGUCCAUAUAUUGCCUCGGCACUCUCUACCAAGCCUUCUCCGAAACUAGCUCCCCGCGCACCAAUAUCGACCAAUACAGCUUCCACAGUCUCAGAAAUCAGUAAUCAAAGUGCCUUUUCAGCCAUUACGCAGAAGGAAUCUGCGGAAUUGAUACCAUUGAGAAGCGAAUCAGAUGUACCCAUUGGAGAUAUUAAACAGCCAGCAAACACAUCACCGAAACGAGGGAGAACGAACGCCCAAGUUCGAUCCAGCAGCCCCAGGCGAACGUCCCCAGUUCCUGAACUAUCGGUCCAAAGAAAAAGUGUCUCACCGGGGCCCAAUGCCCGCCGUAGAGACUAUACAGUGGGUGCAGUCACCAUGUCGGGUCUUGAAGUUCCGGUUCAUGAUGCAGAGGGAGCUUAUGUCUAUCGACAACGAAUUCCGGCUAAACGACCGGCCGAACCCAAACGAUACAAGAUUAGGACUCGACAACGAUCCCGACGAGAUCGCCUAAUUGAAGUCAAGCAAGGAAGUUUUUGCAUAGGGAACAAAGAGAUUGAGAUGGAAACCCCUCCGAGAAGUUUGGUGAUUAUCUGGGUCAUUCUUGGGAUCGAACUAUUCCUCGACUUGAUCGCAACCGGAAUUUCCUUUGUUUCCUUUGUGAGAGACCCAGUAGUGUGUUGCGAAGAGGAGAUAGAACACGACCAUCUUCAUUUGGGCUUCACUAUUCCAUUCAUUGUUCUGAUUGUUGCGGAAAUUGGGUUUCUGUUGCGAGCCAUAUUUUUGUCCUUAUGGCCAAAGUCUACAUACACGAUGGAUGGAGCAGUUAUCAUUGACGACCACGAUGUGGCUUCUUCAGACCCAAGUGGCAUUGGCAAAAUGUUGUGCUGUGUUGAUUGGAGUCCUAAGUUCAUUUCUUUCGUUGUGAAUCUGUUGACAAUCAUCAAUCCAUACUUUGGCUUUUUCAUCACAUGGAUCCUCAUGUACCAAUCAGAUAAGCAUGAAGCGCUUGCUGUAAUGGGCAUAGAAGCCUUGAGCAUUCUCCUGCACUUCAUUGCAGUGCAUCUAGAACAGAGUGCGCCUACUCUAAAGUUGAAAUUGAUGCACGUGCUUGCCAUUGUCGCUUGGCUCGCGACCAUUUUCAUGACUCUUUGGUAUCUGGCACAAGGCGGAGUGUGCUACAAUUCCAAGAUUAACAACUUUUGGUUUGAUGGAUGCGAAGUAUGCCCAGAUGGGUCGCCGCCAAUCAAUGAUGUCGAUGGACUCCAAUGUCCUUAUACAACUGUAAUUCUGGGACGAAAUGUUACUGCCUAUGAACCAGUUUUUGGGUUGACGUUGAAGCGUUCUACUAUUUGUGAAGAGGACUUGCAAAUGUGUUGGUACACGUACUAA
This is a messenger RNA of Cylindrotheca closterium, 2781 nucleotides long. The record is from the annotation of a GenBank genome assembly. NCBI's taxonomy places the organism in Eukaryota, Bacillariophyta, Bacillariophyceae, Bacillariales, Bacillariaceae.